GUGGGCAGCUCGGACAGCCGGACCACUGACUGUCGCCCCUCUCGAUGGAGCUUCUCGCGGCUGCAGACUGCGGCGUCGCUGCGAGGCCCACGCCAGUGAACGAGAGCCGCAUCGUGGGCGGAACACCGACCGACAUCGACCAGUGGCCCUGGCAGGUGUCGCUGCACCAUCGCCGUCCUUCGUCGGGAGCCCCUGGGCGUCGGCUGUGCGCUGCGAGCCUCGUGUCUGCGUCGUGGCUUCUCACCGCCGCGCACUGCCUGCUAGAUCCCGCAGCGGCCGAAGGAACAGGACGCUUGUUACCGUCAGGCCUGUGGCUCGCCUGCCGAGCGGGCCAGUGCGUGCGGCUGCGCAAGCUAGCAGUGCACGCAGGCUUUCGCCGCCACAACUACACGCACGACGUGGCACUGGCCGAGUUGGUGCAGCCACUGCCCCUUCCCGCUCGGCCCAUCUGCCUGCCCAUGUCGCCGUCCUCCGGAGGGUCCGCGACCGUCGGAAGGCACUGCGUCAUCACCGGCUGGGGAGCUCGACGACCGCUGGUCAGCCGAGCCACGAAGCUGCAGCAGGCGUCGCUGCCGGUCCUGCCGUGGGACCUGUGCCGGCGAGCGUAUCCGUGGGCCGCAGCUCUGCGUCGCUGGCUGCUAUGCGCGGGACUCUGGAAAGGUGGCCGAGGGCCCUGUCAUGGUGACUCGGGAGGGCCACUGCAGUGCCAACGCAGCGAUGGCCGCUGGCAGCUGUCCGGCCUCGUGUCCUGGGGCGCUGGCUGUGGCCGUCCCGGCCGGCCGGCCGUGUUCGUGCGCGUUGCUGCGUACCGUCGUUGGAUUCGAGAUGCGACCAAGCGCCUGCAGCACCAGAACCAGACUACGCCUCGCGACAAGGACAGUCGGCAGCAAGUUUCACCACGGAAUGACACGGCCGCGAAGAACUUUUAUUUUCCGGCGUUAUCGCUGCACGCUUUUGUGCUCUAACGACUAACACGUGCUGGUGACUUUCUGCGUGUUUAACCUCCGAGAAAAAAAAAAAACGAGAGAUCGCUGGUUAAGCACGAUUUGCAUCCCAGGAAAGAAGCAAGCGCUUUCAAUUCCUCCAAUUUUUUUUUUACUUCAGUGGUUCAAUAAAGCUUGCGUUGAAC
This is a messenger RNA of Rhipicephalus microplus (southern cattle tick), 1129 nucleotides long. Its product is annotated as chymotrypsin-like elastase family member 2A. The record is from RefSeq and is a predicted model, not a curated record. NCBI's taxonomy places the organism in Eukaryota, Metazoa, Arthropoda, Arachnida, Ixodida, Ixodidae. Gene Ontology annotation, molecular function: serine-type endopeptidase activity. Gene Ontology annotation, biological process: proteolysis.